CUGCUCUCCUUCCCACCGACCUCGACGUCUGUAACGCUCCCCGACGACGCCUCAGACGCAGAACCCGGCUCAGCCGCCCUGCGAGACUCCUCCUGACUGUGCGGCAGCGAUCACCCGCUUGUCACCUUCCGCGGCUCCGGAAAUUUGUUUCCUCCCCGCCACUCCAACCCAAUUUUUUCGCAGUGGCCCCUCGUAAUUGCGCAAAAUUCGGCAUCUGCACGUAGCACGAGGAAUUACAACCGCAAAGGACGUCCCAUGUCGCGUCUCUCACUCGCACAACAAAUCGCGCAACUCGAUGAGCCCGCUCCUCUCGACGUCGAUCCGGAAGCCCUCCACUCGGGAGAACCGACUGAAGCUGGAGAAGGCGCGGGAAUUGGGAUAGAUAUAGAUACCGCUGCGAGGGAACAUUAUCUCGAUGUUGGACCGUCCAUCCUACGCAAAGCCCAAGACAGCAUCGCGGAUCCGAAAUAUGACGGCGUGAGGGUCUCGAGGAAGAAGUUGUUAGAGAUGGAGGAAAGUCAGAGUGGGAGUGCGGACGAGGGGGAGUCGGGGCUUGAGAAUGACGACCUGGAAGUUCCGGGACAUUCACAUGACGAGGACGAUUCUGAAGACGAAGACGAAGAGGAAGAGGAGGACGAGGACAAGGACGAAGAAGAGGAAGAGAGCGAAGAAGAGCCUCACCGAAAAACAAAACCGAACACCAAUGGCGCGUCAAAUUCAAAUGAUCCACCAGAACCGGAGCUGCAGCAAAAUGUGAAUGCGGAUGAUUUGUCGUCGACGUUAGCACAGAAACGUGAGGAGGAUAAGAGGAAGGGGAGGGCGGUUGUUAAGCAGCUGGCCCUGUGGGAUUCCCUCCUCGAUGCCCGGAUCCGACUUCAAAAGUUCGCCGUCGCCGCGAACAAACUACCCACCCCAUCCGCUAUCCCGCCCUACGUCGCACAACACCCAAGAUGUCGCGAGGCGCAGGAACGCCUUGCGAGAGAGACGAAGAGACUGGGGGAGGAGAUAUGUGGGUUUAGGAAGGAUCUGAUCAAGCGCGAGAAUAUCGAUGUGGAUCUGGACUUGGACGCGAGGCCUGCGAAGCGGAGACGCGUCAUUGGAAAUGGAGAUGGAGGGGAGGACGAGACGGGGAUGGAGGUGGAGGCGGAGGCGGAGGCGGAGGAGCUGUUGAAGGAGGCGAGCGAGGAUGUGGUGAGGAUGGAGCAUGCGUAUCACAAGCACCUCACACAGACCCUUCACAAAUGGUCCGCCAAAGUCGCGGCCGUGGCGCCCGAAACGCUCCGUUCGUCAAAUAAAAACUCGUUCUCCGCCGGGAAAGGCGGGAAGGCAUCAGGUGGGGUGAAAGGUGUGGGGGAGCAGGUGGACGAGAUAUUGAGGGCGGAUGGGGAGAAGGUUAGGAAGAGGACGAGGGUGAGGAGGUCGAAGGGAUCUAGAGUGCAUUUGCAUUUGCAUUUGGGCGAGGGUGAGGUGGAGGGAGAGGAGGUGGAGAAGGGAAUGGGGGUGGAUGGGGACGAGGACGAGGAGGUUUUUGAUGAUACUGAUUUUUAUCAGCAGUUAUUGAGGGAUGUGAUUGAGGCGAAGGGAGCGGGUGGGGGAGCGGGCGGUGGGAUGAGCGAGGAUUGGAUGAUGAUGCAGAAGCAGAGGAAGGCGAGGAAGAAUGUGGACACGAAGGCUAGUAAGGGGCGCAAACUUCGAUAUGAAGUCCACGAAAAGAUCCAAAACUUCAUGGUCCCCGUACCGCUCCACAACGCCUGGCACGAAUCGCAGAUCGACGAGCUGUUCGCGUCGUUAUUGGGCAAAGGGUUCGAGCAUGCUAAUAAUGGGGGUCAUGCAGUCGAUGACGACGUGGAUGGCAUGGGUGUUGAGAGGGUUGAGCUGGGUGCGGAGGCUUUGAAAGGAUUUAGGGUGUUUGGGUAGUGUAUUUGUUCAUGUCGUGGCACUGCUCUGAUCUUCGUGUCUUGUUCUGUAUGUGAACUAUACUCGUUCGUACCCUAAGCAUAGU
Molecule: messenger RNA, 2002 nt
Organism: Stereum hirsutum FP-91666 SS1
Lineage: Eukaryota; Fungi; Basidiomycota; Agaricomycetes; Russulales; Stereaceae
Product: TRAUB-domain-containing protein
Exons: 9
Coding region: 256-1917 (553 amino acids)
Biological process (GO): maturation of SSU-rRNA from tricistronic rRNA transcript (SSU-rRNA, 5.8S rRNA, LSU-rRNA)
Cellular component (GO): nucleolus; nucleus
Source: RefSeq, a predicted model, not a curated record